AUGGGGGAAUCUUCCAAGGGCCUUUGCACUAUUCUUGGGUCUGAUCCAAAUAGAGGUGGUGAACGUUUGACUGAUAUCCAUUUCCUACAAUUUGCUAUUUUGUAUUCAGCUGGCGAGUUUCAAAGCAAUGUAACUCGGUUUACCCUCCCGAUUCGCUGCAUUGCUUUCAACAAAUCAGGCAGCCUCUUAGCAGCUGCAGGAGAUGAUGAAGGCAUCAAAUUGAUAGCCACUAUAGACAGUUCAAUAUCAAGGGUUCUCAAGGGUCACAAAGGCUCCAUAACCAGCGUGUCUUUUGACCCAAAGGAUGAAUAUUUAGCUUCUAUAGAUGAAUUUGGAACUGUAAUUUAUUGGGACCUCUCUACAGGCAAAUCUAUACAUAACCUCCCAAAAAUAUCCCCGACUUCAAUUCCAGACAUGGGUUCUUUGAAUGUUAUUAGCUGGAGCCCUGAUGGUGAAAUGCUUGCUGUUCCUGGUGUGAAAAAUGAUGUGGUAAUGUAUGAUCGGGACACAUCUGAGAAGCUCUUUUCGCUUAAAGGUGGCCACCUUAAACCUGUGUGUUUCAUUUCGUGGUCCCCAAACGGGAAAUACAUGGCAACCUCUGGUUUAGAUUCUCAGGUCUUGUUAUGGGAAGUGGAAAACAAACAGGACAUUGAUAGACAAAAAUUUGAAUACCAAGUUUGUGGGUUGAGUUGGAAGCCAGAAGGAAAUGCUUUGGCAGUUAUCGAUGUCAUGGGUCGAUAUGGGAUCUGGGACUCUGUUAUUCCUUCGCACAUGAAGUCCCCUUCUGAUGGUGCUCCAAAAUUUAGAGUGAGAAUUUCAGAUGGGUUUUUGUUGAAUGAUGAGGAGAGGCUAGAACAAGCCAAUUCUGGUUGUUCUGACCAAAUUGGAGAAGAUAGCAAUGGUGAAUUGGUUCCCAAUGGUUUGAGUCGUUUGCGUAGAGAGGGUUUGGUUGGGAGUGAUUCAGAUGAAGAAAGUGAUGGUGAGGUGGGUUUAAUUUCUCUGCGCAAGACUAGGAAGAAGACCCUUAUUAAGCAUCGGGAAAGUUCAGUGGAUGGUGGGGAAUUUGUGAGUGUAAAUAAACCAGAGCGAUCAAAAUCCUCGAUGCAAGAGGCUUUUCAGUCUGGCUCCACUCCAAUACAGGCUGGGACACGUUGUUUUCUCUGCUAUAAUAUGCUUGGAAGCAUCACCAGUCUUAAGAAUGAUGGGUUCUCUCAUAUCGAGGUUGAUUUCCAUGAUACAGGGAGGAGUUCUAGGAUACCUUCAUUGACUGACUAUUUUGGUUUUACCAUGGCUUCACUUAAUGAGAAUGGGAGUGUUUUUGCUAAUGGUCGCAAGAUUGGGAAAAAUAUAAGCACGCUCAUGUAUCGGCCAUUCGCUAGCUGGGCAAAUAACAGCGAGUGGUCUAUGCGGUUUGAGGGUGAUGAAGAAGUGAAGGCUGUUGCACUUGGUUCAGGUUGGGUCGCAGCUGUGACCAACCUUAAUUAUCUUCGCAUAUUCAGUGAGGGCGGCUUGCAGAAAUGCAUUCUCUCUCUGGAUGGUCCUGUAGCGACGGCUGCAGGCCUCAAGGAUGAGCUUGCGAUUGUCACACAUGCCUCCCAAAGCCUUCCUUCUGGAGAUCAGAUGUUAGAAGUUCAAGUAUUCAAUGUAGCUAAUAGCACGAAGGUUUUUGAAGGUCGGCUUCCACUAACUCCUGGUUCACAUCUCACCUGGCUUGGGUUUAGUGAAGAAGGCUUCCUAAGUUCAUACGAUUCCAAGGGGGUUCUUAAAGUCUUUACAAAACAUCAUGGAGGCAGUUGGAUUCCACUCUUCAGUGCUGCUAAAGAGCGGAAGUCUGAGAAGGAUUACUAUUGGGUUGUUGGAUUAAACGCAACGAAGGUGUUCUGUGUUGUCUGUAAAUCACCUGAAACAUAUCCACAGGUGACACCCAAGCCUGUCCUUACACUCUUCAAUGUGUCGUUUCCUUUGGCAUCAUCUGAUCUUGGUGCCGAAGAUCUUGAAAAUGAGUUUAUGAUGCGUGGCUUCAAUCUUUUACAGGCUCAGAGAAUUCUUGAAGAAACAGCAGCUACAGGUCAAGACACCACGUCACUUGAUGAUGAAGUUUUCAAUAUGGAAGCUGCUCUUGACCGUUGUAUAUUAAGGCUUAUAGCCAGCUGUUGCAAAGGUGAUAAGCUAGUGAGAGCUGCAGAACUGGCUGGGCUGCUAUCACUGGAGAAAUCUUUGAAGGGUGCAAUAAAGCUUGCUACUGCCAUGAAGCUUCCAAUACUAGCUGAGCGAUUUCAUGGCAUGGCGGAGGAAAAAAUGCUUAGUGAGGCCCUGGCAGAAGACCAUGUGACUGUGCAUGGUGGCAUUGAACCUAGUAGAAAAUGUGUACCAAAUAUUGCAAGGACUCUACCUCCACAGCCUGUAAUAUCAUUACCUUCCCCGGUAUUUUCACUGAAGGAGAAACCAGAAAAGAAGACUGCAACCGAAUUUAAAACAAUGGAAGCUAGUGGGAGGUCAGAUGAAAAUGGUUCCAAAAUGAAAUUCAGUAGCAUGGUCAGUCGUAGGAAUUUAAGUGUAAAGGAUCCCAAUAUCAAAUUCAAGAGCAUGGAAAGUAGUGAGAAUGCAAAGGUCAAAGAUUUAAAUCUUGGUGAUGAUCAAGCAAAGGUUCCCAAGCCCUCUAAUCCAUUUGCCAAAGCACCCAGUGAGCAAGACAAGUCUUCGUUGUUUGAUUCUAUCAAGCAGAUGAAGGUUGAGGAUAUGGGUAAAGAAGGCCAAAAAAGGAAAGAGAGGACUGUGUCUCUUGAUCAAUUUUCUGUUGCCAAAAAAGCAAGAUAGAAAAAUGAAGGCAAAUCCCAUUUUAUUGGUAUUUGAUUAUUGUUAGAAUCAAAGAGGCCUCAUUGAGCUGAAAAUAGGUGAUGCUGUUGACGCUUGAUGGGGGUAUGAUAUGCGAUCAUGGUUAAUUAUCCAAAUUGCCUCAAAAGAAAGGACCUCAUUUUGUUUUCUCUGAUUGUGGAUGGUACCAGCAAUGUAGUUCCUGCAUCAAAAUCUCUCAUUUAUGAGGUGGAUUAUGGUAUUUGGUUGGAAAUAUUUCCAUGAAGUUGAGCAGUGCUGUUAUCCAUAGUUUCAUCACUGGAAAUUCGAUUCCCGGUUGUUAUAGAAUUCUGUGUAAAUAUGUUACCAUUUGUUUUUCGUAA
Messenger RNA from Amborella trichopoda, 3176 nucleotides. The record is from RefSeq and is a predicted model, not a curated record. NCBI's taxonomy places the organism in Eukaryota, Viridiplantae, Streptophyta, Magnoliopsida, Amborellales, Amborellaceae.